Molecule: messenger RNA, 1371 nt
Organism: Eimeria mitis
Lineage: Eukaryota; Apicomplexa; Conoidasida; Eucoccidiorida; Eimeriidae
Source: RefSeq, a predicted model, not a curated record
AUGGCACGACACCUCAGAACCGUGGUGGUUUGUGGAAUCCUCCUCGUUCAGAUUUGUCUGUUCAGGCCUUCUGCUGCAGAUGUUGCAGUGGUAACCCCUCAAGAAGUAGCAGAUGCUGCAGCAACAUCCGAAGCAGAAAGUGCUGCUGAUCCUGUUGAAGAAGAAAAAGAAACAGAGGAGGUAGGAGAGGCCACCGAAGCUCCAGUCACCCCAGAACAAGAAUCUCCCGCCGAUACCGCAGCAGCAGCAGCAACAGAAACAGCAACAGCACCAGCAGCAGAAGCAGAAGAAGAAGUAGAGGCUGCUGCUGAAGAGGAAGCUGAAGCUGUUGCUUCUGUUGAAGGUGAUGCGGCAGAGGAAGAGGAGUCACCCUCUGGCGUAGAUUCCAGCAGCGGAUCAGAUGAUGAUGAAGACGAAGAAGAUGACGAUGAGCCUCUUUUAGGUAAUUUGUUUAAUGAGGAGGAAGAAGGCAAUGCUGGUGAAGAUGCAUUAAGUUCAGUUGUUCGGCGUUUAUCUUCUCUAGAGACAGUCGAUGAGGGUGCAGAGGAGAGUGCAGAGGAGGGUAAGGGAGCAGCAAAAGGAGCUCUUGAUGCUGUUGCAGCAUUGCUGAAGCCUGAAGUUCUUGCUUCUCUUAGUGUAGAAGGAGAAGACAACGAAGCAGGAGCCAAGGCUGCUGCAGACCUGGUGAAGCAUCUGUUGACGUUGGGGUUGAAUGUACAGGAGAAACCAGGUGGGGGGGCCCUGAAACUAGAAGAUAUGAGCGAGGAGCAGAUAGACGAGCUGUAUGAUGCAGCAACACAGAUGCUGCAGCUGAUGCAAACACAGAUAGGGGGAGCAGGAAAGGUAUUAGAAGAAGCUGCUGCUGCUGCUGCAUCUACUGAAGCUGCAGCAGCACUAGAAGCCCUUAUAGCUCUUGCAAAGGAAGCAGUAAGUGCGCUUGAGGGGUCAGCAGCAGCUGCUGCAACAGAAGGUGAAGAUGCAGCAGCAGCAGCAGCAGAGAGACAUAUCUAUGGAGAGAUGGUAAGCAGAACAAAAACAUCUGCUGCUGAGCUGCGUACAGCUCUAGAUGAAUUUAUAAAGGCUCUGGGUGACCUUAUCGUAUACACUGCACAAACAGAAGAGCAGCAGCAGCAGCAGGAGCAGCAGCAGCAGCAGCAAGAAGAAGGAGCAGCAGCAAGAACAGCAGCAGAAAGAACAGCAGAACAACUUAAACAAUACCUCGUCAGCAGCAUGCAGUCUGCUGCUGAUACACUCGCAAAGACAAACCCAGACCUUCUUGAGCUCUUCGCUCGCUUCUAUAAACUCCUAAAAGAAUCAGCAGCAGCAGCAACACCAGCAGCAGCAGCAGCAGCAGCAGAAACAACUAACUGA